Messenger RNA from Solenopsis invicta (red fire ant), 1660 nucleotides. Its product is annotated as THUMP domain-containing protein 3. Lineage: Eukaryota; Metazoa; Arthropoda; Insecta; Hymenoptera; Formicidae. The record is from RefSeq and is a predicted model, not a curated record. The transcript has 7 exons. Bases 111 to 1550 code for a protein of 479 amino acids. Gene Ontology annotation, molecular function: tRNA (guanine) methyltransferase activity; RNA binding. Gene Ontology annotation, biological process: tRNA methylation.
CGCGCGUAUGUGUGCGUGUAGCACUGUUGCGGCCGUAGCCUCAGGUUCUCAGGUAAACGUACGGAACGGUACACAUUUUCUUCGAGGAUCAACAAAGUAACAGUGCAGCUAUGAGUGCCUGCGAAUCUGUAAGCGAACUCUUUGCAGAGUCUAUUGAAAAGGACAAUAUUUUCACGAUCGGAGCUACUGUGGACACAGGUUUCGAAUGGGAAGCGAUCGAUGAAUGCAGAGAGAAAUUAAACAAAGAUGUUCGGGUGGUUAAGCAACGCGGAAGAAUCUACUUCAACAUUGAUUGGGACCAGUUUCCAAAAGUUCAACAAAUGAGAUCGAUAGAUCAUAUAUUCAUAGUCGCUGAUAACGGAACUUUGUCGUUUACCAAGGAUAAAGAAUCAGAUUUACAAUGUAUAAGGAGUUAUAACUUAAAUAUAUUCUCAAACUCAGAUGAUAGAUGGAAAAAAACUCUUGAGGCAUGGAAAUGCGCAACAGAUUUUAAGGGAAAACUUUAUCCAACAAUUGAAGAAUAUUCUGCAGCUAAAGAACAAAACCUAAUAGUCAAAGCAGAGAUGUUAAAGCUACGUAACAAAGAACAGGAAGAAAAAGAUCCCUUUGACUGGGAUGUAUCAGAGAUGAAAGAAGAAAAAGGGAAAAAGAGGGGACAAGAUCCUUCACAAUCCAAGGAAAGCGAUAUACUUAAAUAUAGAGUAACAUGUGAGAGGAGUGGCAAACAUGUAGUUGAAUCUAAGGAUGUUGCUGGGGUUAUUGGAGAAGUAUUGCAAGACAAGUUUCAUUGGCUAGUUGACUUAUCCACGUAUCACCUAGAAAUUGUCUGCAAAUUGAUAGAUGCUGAACUAACAACUCACUUACGUGUGACGCACAAAUCUAAGCAUAAUAGAAACAUUAUAAGUUUUGGACCAACUACCCUUAGAUCAACUAUAUGUUAUAAUUUACUAAAAUUGGCAAAACCUAAGCCAGGAGAGAUAAUAAUAGAUCCUAUGUGUGGAGGAGGCUCCAUUCCUAUAGAGGCAACACUAGCUUAUCCAGACUCAUAUGUCUUAUGCGGUGACAACGAUUCUAGAGCUGUGAAUAGAACAAAGUCAAACAUGGAUGCUUCAACAGUUGGAUGUAAAAUAGAUCUCGUACAAUGGACUGCUUCAAAAUUGCCAUUCAAAGAUUCUUUUGUUGAUAUUAUUGUUACUGACAUGCCUUUUGGUAAAAGAAGUGGAAAUAAGUCACAUAACAAAGUUUUUUACAAGGAAUUUUUGCUAGAACUCGGUCGUAUAGUAAAACUAAAUGGAAGAAUAAUUUUACUCACCUAUGAUAGAUGUAACUUUAAAGAUGCUUUAAUGGCAGCUGGCGAUUUAUUUUGGGUAAUAAAGAUAAUUGGUGUAAACGUAGGAGGUCUUCCAGCUGUAGUUUAUGUUUUAAACCGCACUCAAGUAUCUCUUCGUUCUUUCAAACCUCGUGUGACUAAACCAUAUGGAAAGCAUAAUUAUCCGAGAGACGGUAAAAACUCGUCUACUAAAUCAACUAAAAAAACUUUGGCUGAUUAGAUAUUUCGCUUACAUAAGUGUUAUGAUAUAAAUUUAUAUUUUUGUACGAUGAGAGAGAGACAGAGAGAAUUAAGAUUAAUAAAAGUUUAUUUACGUGUUUGGCAUAUAAA